This is a messenger RNA of Leopardus geoffroyi (Geoffroy's cat), 2739 nucleotides long. It is a transcript of the gene TSPAN14, whose product is annotated as tetraspanin 14. Gene Ontology annotation, cellular component: membrane. Gene Ontology annotation, biological process: regulation of vascular endothelial growth factor signaling pathway; protein localization to plasma membrane; protein maturation. Lineage: Eukaryota; Metazoa; Chordata; Mammalia; Carnivora; Felidae. The coding region runs from base 172 to 984 and encodes 270 amino acids. The record is from RefSeq and is a predicted model, not a curated record. The transcript is spliced from 10 exons.
GCCGCCACCGCCGCCGCCGCCGCCGCCGCCGCCGCUGCCGCGCCCGGAGUGCCAUUGUGCCAGUCCUGGGCAACCUGUGCUGGAUGUAAAACCUAGUGGAAGUUACGGACAAGUUUGCAAGCAAUUCCGUGCACGGUUUAAGAGUGUGGUAACGAUCCUGCCUCUCGGAAGAUGCACUAUUAUAGAUACUCUAACGCCGAGGUCAGCUGCUGGUAUAAGUACCUCCUUUUCAGCUACAACAUCGUCUUCUGGUUGGCUGGAGUUGUCUUCCUUGGAGUCGGACUGUGGGCAUGGAGCGAAAAGGGGGUGCUGUCCGACCUCACGAAAGUGACCCGGCUGCACGGAAUCGACCCUGUCGUGCUGGUCCUGAUGGUGGGCGUGGUGAUGUUCACGCUGGGGUUCGCUGGCUGCGUGGGGGCCCUGCGGGAGAACAUCUGCCUGCUCAAGUUUUUCUGUGGCACCAUCGUGCUCAUCUUCUUCCUGGAGCUGGCCGUGGCCGUGCUGGCCUUCCUCUUCCAGGACUGGGUGCGGGACCGGUUCCGGGAGUUCUUCGAGAGCAACAUCAGAUCCUACCGGGACGACAUUGACCUGCAGAACCUCAUUGACUCCCUGCAGAAAGCUAACCAGUGCUGCGGUGCCUAUGGCCCUGAAGACUGGGACCUCAACGUCUAUUUCAAUUGCAGCGGCGCCAGCUACAGCCGCGAGAAGUGUGGGGUGCCCUUCUCCUGCUGCGUGCCGGACCCUGCGCAAAAAGUUGUGAACACGCAGUGUGGAUAUGAUGUCAGGACCCAGCUGAAGAGCAAGUGGGACGAGUCCAUCUUCACAAAAGGGUGCAUCCAGGCACUGGAGGGCUGGCUUCCACGCAAUAUUUACAUCGUGGCUGGUGUCUUUAUCGCCAUCUCCCUGCUACAGAUAUUUGGCAUCUUCCUGGCGAAGACCUUGAUCUCGGACAUUGAGGCCGUGAAGGCAGGCCAUCACUUCUGAGGGACAGAGGUGAGCAAGCAGAGCUGAGCCACGCCAUGGAGGCCAGAGCCCUUCCCCAUUGUCAACUCCGUGUCUAGAGGGAGGAAGUGGAUGCACCCAGCCAGAGCCGGCGCCCUGUCUUCGGCAUCAGCGUGACACGACCUCUCUGCUUCUGUUUGCUGGUGCUGAAGACUGAGGGCCCCCCCCGUAACCCGCACAAACUUGUGACUGAGACGCUCUCCCCCCGCCACCACUUGGGGUCUACCCAGAGACGGAGAACGUGUCUUUAAGCGGGGCUGGCGACUGAGGGACAGAAGGCUCCUGUGGCUGUGAAGGGGGCCUGACUCCGUUCUCCUGGAGACCGACUAUGUCUGCGGGGCACCCUGACUGCCCCACUCAUGUUAUCGGUGCCGGCCUGGAGGGCAGCCAUCUGCUGUGAGUGGGACAUGGGUGGUGGGGGGGGGGGUGGACCAGAAGACACGGACAAGGCUUCUCCCAGCGGCAGAAGGGUGCUGCCUGUAAUUGGGGAGGGGAAGGGACACAAGUGGACUGUGCCAGCGGAGCCUGUGGUGUCUGCACGACUCGGGGAUGUUUGCAGGAUCCUCAGCCACGUUCAAGUAAGCCUGAGCCAUGUGUGGACCGGUGCCACGGAGGACCUCCUCUGCCGCCCCUUCCAGGGCAGGAACCGCCCCUCGUCUCAAUAGCAUUAUGCCCAGAUGGCACGGGGGCAUGGGCAGGGUUCUCCUCUGAGAGUCGGCUCUUCUUUUCUUAAAGCGUGUAAAUAGUUUAUUUAUAGGGAUAAGAAUGUUCUCACACCAUUUCUUCAUUUCCUCUGGCAUUCCCUCUAAGCAGCCUUACGCGGUGUCUGGGACUGAAGCCAUCCCUUUCAGUUCCUUUGAGUGUCUCAAGACCCAACCCCAUCAGCUUCUCCUUUUCAUCCCUAAUGACCCAGGUGCACACGCGCGCUCCCCCUUCCUCCGUGCACCCCCCAGCACACACGCACCCGCGCCCCUCCCCUGCUUGGCCUCACCGUCUUCUGGUCUUGGUGCUACUGAAACUGUCAUCCGGAACUUGAAUCCUGACCUCCCCCCCUCCCCGCUGCGAGGCCAAGGAGCCCCAGCCUGAGAGAGCCGGCCCGGAACCUUUGACCAGGGCAGCUUUCGAGGCCACGUGGUCAGGGCCGCUGGCCGGCCUGGCAUUUGCCUCCCCCUGGAGUGAAUCUAGCCCGGCUCCUGCGUGGAGCCGCAGACCCCAGCCUGCAGCUGUGUAGAAGCUCGGGAAUUUUUUUUUUUUUUUUUCCCUCCCCUAACUUUUGUGAUGACCUCCCCCCACUGUCCCCAAGCAGGAUAUCUGUGGUGACCGUGUCUACCCUUCCUGGCAGGGCUAUCCUGGGGCUUGCUCUUGGAAAUGAAGUCUGUCUGAUGUACUGAAUGGUUCCCCCCCCCCCCCCCCCCCCCCCCCCCCAGGGACAGCUGGGGCAUUUGUGCGUCUCUGGGCUACUUUCUAACGCUUCUCUGGAUUUCGUGCCCGUUCUGUCCUCAUCGUUCAGGGAUCGAGUGCUACCUUCACUUACUUGCAGAAGUGUACAUGCUAGUGUGGUGUAUCCUGGUGGGUGUUUGUUGAUGAUGUUAUGAUACAGUUUUUUUUUGUUGUUGUUGUUUUUUUUUUUUACAGUUUUCUCUGUAGACUAGAGGAAGAAGGAUGCUUGUGUUUUCAGGAAGUGUAAUGCUUUUCUUUGACCGCCAAACUCUUUUAUGGAAUAUAUCUUUGUAUUAA